Molecule: messenger RNA, 2082 nt
Organism: Funneliformis mosseae
Lineage: Eukaryota; Fungi; Glomeromycota; Glomeromycetes; Glomerales; Glomeraceae
Source: the annotation of a GenBank genome assembly
AUGUCUUCAAUUAGUGACGUAUCAACGGUAGAAAACGCUAAAGCCAAUCCAGCUACAAAAAAAAAUAAAGCCUCAAAUAGCGAGGGUCUUUUGGAGCUUAACCCUCCACCAGAAUAUCUCUCACACCGAAUUAAGUUGUUUGAGGAAUGGAAGGCUGCACAUGAGGAGGAAAUUAAGAAGAAACCACGCGUUCCAAUUACCGUAACUUUUCCUGACGGUCAAACGAAAGAAGGAACAGCUUGGGAAACUACUCCUUUGGACCUUGCCAAGGCAAUUUCUAAAUCCUUGUCCGAACGUGUCGUUAUUGCUAAGGUUAAUGGCGUUUUAUUCGAUCUAAUUCGACCGCUUGAAACUGAUUGUACUUUAGAGUUUCUUGAUUUUGAACACGAGGAAGGAAAGAAAGUAUUUUGGCAUUCAAGUGCCCACGUUCUUGGUGAAGCCUGCGAACGUCAUUAUGGUUGUCAUCUUUGCAUCGGUCCACCUUUAGAAGAAGGCUUUUAUUAUGAGAUGAGCAUCAAAGACCGCGUUGUACACCAGAGUGACUAUGAAUCCCUAAAAGCCAUAGCAAGUAAAGCCAUAAAGGAAAAGCAACCUUUUGAACGAUUGGCUGUUCCAAAAGAAAAUUUAUUAGAAAUGUUCAAGCAUAAUCAAUACAAAGUUUACCUUAUAAAAUCCAAGAUUCCUGAUGGAACAUCUGCCACUGUGUAUCGCUGUGGACCGCUGAUUGAUUUAUGUGUGGGCCCUCAUGUUCCUCAUACGGGCAAAAUUAAGUCAUUCGAAAUCACAAAGAAUUCUGCAUCAUAUUUUCUUGGUGACGCAAACAAUGAUUCUCUUCAACGUAUUUAUGGUAUCUCUUUCCCAGAUAAUAAACAAAUGACCGAAUAUAAGACAUUUGUUGCUGAAGCUGCUAAGCGAUUUCAUAAAAAGAUUGGUCAGGAGCAAGAGCUUUUCUUUUUUGAUGAUCUGAGUCCUGGAAGUUGUUUCUUUCUUCCAAAUGGAUCUAGGAUUUACAACGCUCUAGUUGAUUUUAUAAAAACGGAAUAUCGUAAACGAGGUUACCACGAAGACAAUAUGUUUUGCUUUGAAAUUGAAAAAGAAAAAUUUGCACUGAAACCUAUGAAUUGUCCGGGCCAUUGUUUAAUGUUCAAACACCGGGAUCGAUCAUAUAGAGAGUUACCUAUUCGACUGGCUGAUUUUGGAGUUUUACAUCGUAAUGAACUAAGUGGUGCUUUGACAGGUCUUACCCGUGUAAGAAGGUUUCAACAAGAUGAUGCACAUAUCUUCUGUAGACAGGACCAAGUAGAAGAAGAGAUUAGUGGUGCUUUGGAAUUUAUGAAACACAUUUAUGGCGUUUUUGGAUUCACAUUUCAACUUAAACUGUCAACCAGACCAGAAAAGUACUUGGGUACUAUUGACGUUUGGGAUCAAGCUGAAAAGAGAUUGGAAGAUGCUUUAAAUAAGUUUGGUGAGCCUUGGGAAUUCAAUCCAGGCGAUGGAGCAUUCUAUGGACCAAAGAUUGACAUCACAGUAUCAGAUGCUCUUAAAAGGAAACAUCAAUGUGCUACUCUGCAACUUGAUUUCCAAUUACCAGAACGUUUCGAACUUCAGUAUCGUACUCAGACAAUUAACGAUGCUGAGCAUACUUAUGCUCGCCCAGUCAUGAUUCAUCGUGCGAUAUUAGGUUCCGUAGAACGUAUGAUUGCAAUUUUGACAGAAAAUUUUGGUGGCAAGUGGCCAUUCUGGCUUUCGCCUCGUCAAGUGAUUGUCAUACCAGUUGCAAAUAGUUUUAGUAGCUAUGUCAAAAAAGUUGUUGAUGCUUGUUUUAACGCUGGUUUACACGUUGAGUCUGACUUGGGCGAAAGUACUUUGAACAAAAAGAUUAGAAAUGCGCAAUUGGCUCAAUUUAACUUUAUUUUCGUCGUUGGUGCUGAAGAGGAGACUACAAAUUCUGUUAACAUUCGUAAUCGAGAUGAUGCUGGUACAAGAACAAAAGGACAAACAAUUCUUUUAGAAGAAGCAGUAGGAAAGUUGGUAAAAUUAAAAAAUGACAAGAGACUGAAGAACAGUCUGACAUCAGACUGA